Messenger RNA from Ornithodoros turicata, 1328 nucleotides. RefSeq lists its product as uncharacterized. NCBI's taxonomy places the organism in Eukaryota, Metazoa, Arthropoda, Arachnida, Ixodida, Argasidae. The record is from RefSeq and is a predicted model, not a curated record. The transcript is spliced from 2 exons. Bases 231 to 1328 code for a protein of 365 amino acids.
AUCAUCAUCAUCAUCAGGGUGACGCGCGUUCCUGGGACUCCAUCUUCCCAUCAGUUAUGUAACAUCAUCGGGCGACGCAGGGAUGCUUCAACCGUCGGACGACUUUGCGUAACGAGAUCUUCCAAUAAAGCGGGACAUCGUCAGUGGGAACGUUGUCGGCCAUCACUUGGGACUACAAACAACCCCGACCUGGAUUCCUGUAACGACUGAAAAUUAUCCGUUCGACCCUGAUGGAAGUGCUAAGGGUUUUCGUUCUAAUAAUUGGACUAUCAGCAACCUGCUUCUGCAGUCACAACGGUCAUACGACAAGCUGGGCACUGCAACAGCAGCGUAUCAGUCAAGACGAACAAGAAGAACACGACCGUUCUUUUCAAACGAUCCUCCACAGACACAAGAGGACCAGACGCGACUCGACGAGCGACAAAGUUCCGGUAAUCAUCGCCGACACUGGCAGCGCUCCGGAAGUACGUCGAUUGUCCUUCUUCCGGCCACAGGGUUUAAUCGGUUUCAUCAAGCAACUGUCCAAGAACCACAACAAUAAGAAAACGGCACCCGACGAAGCCACCAACAGUAAUGACAAAGUCUCGCGCAGACACGUCGAACCUCUCGCGAAAUUAGAACUCGUCGGCCGGGAUGUUGGUAAUAAGAGUGACCUGGCUAAGGUCACGUCGAAUGUCACGGCUAGUUCAAAGGAUGACCAGAACCUGGCGCUCCUGACGCAAUUAGUGUACUCUUUCAUAAAUUCGGAACCUAGCGAAGGGGACAAGCAGGACUUCCCCAAAGAACAGGAGCAGCUUUCAGAGACCGGGGACCUCCUAGUCGUUCCGGACGUCAUCGGAAGAGACAAGCGCGCUUUGGAACGACUACGGCACUACCUCGAGCUCUUGACCGUUAACAUGAAUCCCGAGGACUCUGCGUCGCCGUCCCACGGUGACAACACGAAGGAAGGGGUGAAAGCGUCCAAUAAGGGACGGCCAAUAGGGUCAUCGCAGGAAGACGCGUCCGCCGCAAAUUUAGCUGUCAUUGGCGGGCUUCUGGCAAGUCUCGAAGAACCUCAGGCUCAGCGAGACUACCUGCACUUGGACUACAACGUUGAACACCUGGGUCGCUUGAAGAACGACGACGGUAAUGGCGACGAAGAGAGACAGCACCACUUUCGUGGGUCAGUGAAAGGCGGUAACGCACAUGCAAGUAAAAAAUUAAAAUUUCGAGCGAACGCCUACGCGAAUAAUAAGCCCGCGUAUAGGAAGCACCUACGAGAGACGAAGCGACUUCUCCAGGAACUGUUGCUCCAGUUGAACAGGAAGAAGGCUCGCUUAGUCGCCUGA